Colletotrichum godetiae is the source of this 459-nucleotide messenger RNA. RefSeq lists its product as uncharacterized. Lineage: Eukaryota; Fungi; Ascomycota; Sordariomycetes; Glomerellales; Glomerellaceae. Bases 141 to 371 code for a protein of 76 amino acids. The record is from RefSeq and is a predicted model, not a curated record. The transcript has a single exon.
UCUACGAUGCCGUUGGCUAUUUCGCGAGUGAUUAGGUCCCUAGGGGUUGCUGUUCUAGCAGACACAAUGGUUCAUCGUGGCUAUUACGUGGUAGCGAUAGUGGUUUCUUCCAGUCACUCGACCAUCAAUGAUCAGACUUGAUGCGGCACGAUGCUCGAUGUACGUUUUGGAAAGCUCGCGGCUAUGCGCGUGGACUGUCGCUCUGCACCCUGGCCUGGAAUGGGAGUUUAGCUGAAAGCGUGAGCUCGACCGGCGCCUCGACUGUUCACUGCAGACUAUCAGUCUCUUCUCGAGGCACUCGUUCGGGUGCGGUCUGUCGGCUGGAGAUGAAGCUAAACGCGAUGGUGCCUACUACGCCGUGGAAGUCGUGAUGUUGAGGUUCUUCUUUGCGUCCACUUUGGCUCUUCGGAAGAGUCCUGACUAGGCGACGGGAGGCUUGCCGGCAUGACAUGUUGAGCG